Molecule: messenger RNA, 1465 nt
Organism: Prunus dulcis (almond)
Lineage: Eukaryota; Viridiplantae; Streptophyta; Magnoliopsida; Rosales; Rosaceae
Product: BURP domain-containing protein 6-like
Exons: 3
Coding region: 129-1340 (403 amino acids)
Source: RefSeq, a predicted model, not a curated record
CCUCAUCAUUCGUCUAUAAAAUGGUGAAGGCAGUUGCUAUUGUUACCAUAAGAGCCAGCUCCGACUUCCUUUAAUUUCUUGCUUCAUAUCCACUAGCUACAUCUGUUACCAAGUUAAUUUCAGUCCUAAUGGGGUUUCAUCUCCCACUCAUCUUUGCUCUUCUCAGUCUAGCAGCAGUGGCACUGGCAGACCAUGCUGCUCAACCAGCACCUCAACUUUACUGGAACUCCGUCCUGCCAAACACACAGAUGCCAAGAUCUAUCAGUGAACUUCUGCAUCCUGACUCCACAAAUGAAGAAAAGAGCACAAAUGACGUUGGCAAACCUGAAACUUUCCCAUUGGGCAAUCAACAUUACUCCAGUCAAAAACAUUAUGGAGGCAUACCUGAAACUUUCCCAUUGGGCAAUAAACAUUACUCCAGUCAAAAACAUUAUGGAAGAGGCAAACCUGAAACUUUGCCAUUGGGCAAUCAGCAUUACUCCAGUCAAAAACAUUAUGGAAGAAGCAAACCUGAAACUUUCCCAUUGGGCAAUCAGCAUUACUCCAGUCAAAAACAUUAUGGAAGAGGCAAACCUGAAACUUUCCCAUUGGGCAAUCAGCAUUACUCCAGUCAAAAAAAGUAUGGAAGAGGUGCUUCUCCAUCUGACAAUCAACAACUCCAUUAUAAAGACUUAGCUAUUUUCUUCUUGGAGAAGGACAUGCGCCCUGGCACAACAAUGAAGUUCCAAUUCCGUAGAAAUUCAAACACGGCUACUUUCUUGCCACGAGAAAGCGCUCAAUCGAUCCCCUUCUCCUCUAACAAACUACCAGAAAUUUUCAACCAUUUUUCAGUGAAGCCAACAUCUGAGGAAGCCAAAACAAUUAAGCAAACAAUCGAAGAGUGUGAAGCUCCAGGCCUUAAGGGAGAGGAAAUAUAUUGCGCCACAUCUUUAGAAUCAAUGGUUGAUUUUAGCACUUCGAAGCUUGGAACAAGAAAAGUUGAAGCAAUCUCGACGGAGGUAUUGGAAAAAGGAGCCACCAUGUCCAUCCAAAACUAUACAACAAUGCCGGGACUGAAGAAGUUGGCAGGUGACAAAGUCGUUGUGUGUCAUAAGCAGAACUAUCCCUAUGCUGUGUUUUUCUGCCAUGCAAUAAAACAUACAGCAGCUUAUGCUCUCUCCCUGAAAGGCGAUGAUGGGGAGAAGGUUAAAGCAGUAACCAUCUGCCAUCUAGACACAUCAGAAUGGGACCCAGAGCAUAUGUCCUUCCAAAUCGUCAACGUUAAGCCCGGAACCAUUCCCAUCUGCCAUUUCAUUUCCACUGAUGCUAUUGCCUGGGUUCCGAACCACAAAUCUGCAUGAUCAUCACUUAGCAUUGUACGUAUAAUAAGCUUGGUCGGGUUGCACCCUAGGACUUCAACUUGUACUCCUAAAGCAUGCUAUAUUUAUGAAGAGAUAUUAAUCUAUAAAAAAAAAAAAUUUAUAUA